This is a messenger RNA of Saccostrea echinata, 4257 nucleotides long. Its product is annotated as cysteine desulfurase-like. The transcript has 13 exons. Gene Ontology annotation, cellular component: mitochondrion; cytosol; nucleus. NCBI's taxonomy places the organism in Eukaryota, Metazoa, Mollusca, Bivalvia, Ostreida, Ostreidae. The record is from RefSeq and is a predicted model, not a curated record. Gene Ontology annotation, molecular function: cysteine desulfurase activity; pyridoxal phosphate binding. Bases 28 to 1431 code for a protein of 467 amino acids. Gene Ontology annotation, biological process: [2Fe-2S] cluster assembly.
UCCGGUAGUUUACAAAACAAAUCAAAAAUGGCCCACACGUCAAAAAUUUUCCCUGUUGUUUUUCGUAGAUGCUUUGCCCAGGUUCCACGACAUUUACAGACAUGCACAGCAGUUCGGAAAAUUCAUUUAGACAGGGAAAUGGCUUCUGCAGCGACAGCCGCAGCAGUGAAACCAAGGGUUCCACACUUGGAAGAGGAAAGAAAGGACAUGCCAGAGAGAAAUAUGAAACCCUUAUAUCUUGAUGCCCAGGCAACUACCCCACUGGACCCCAGAGUUCUUGAUGCUAUGCUUCCUUACUUUGUGACUUUAUAUGGAAACCCCCAUUCCCGGACUCAUGCUUAUGGGUGGGAGAGUGAGGCAGCAGUGGAACAUGCCAGGAAGCAAGUAGCCAAGUUAAUUGGUGCAGAUCCAAGGGAGAUAAUCUUUACAAGUGGUGCCACAGAGUCAAACAAUAUAGCUGUGAAAGGCUGUGCUCGGUUUUACAAGGCUAAGAAAAAUCAUGUUAUCACCACACAAACAGAACACAAAUGUGUGCUGGAUUCUUGCAGAGCUUUAGAAGCAGAGGGCUUCAAAGUGACUUACCUACCUGUCCAGAAAAAUGGAUUGAUAGAUCUAAAGGCCUUAGAGAAUUCAAUGAGUGAUGAUACUGUUCUGGUUUCUGUAAUGGCUGUCAACAAUGAAAUUGGUGUAGAACAACCCAUCGCAGAAAUUGGAGAACUGUGCAGAUCCAGAAAGAUCUUUUUUCACACGGAUGCUGCACAAGCAGUGGGAAAAAUACCACUGGAUGUCAACGCCAUGAAGAUCGACAUGAUGUCAAUUAGUGGUCACAAGAUUUAUGGACCAAAAGGUGUUGGAGCUCUGUACGUCAGAAGACGUCCUCGUGUCAGGAUUGAGGCACCCCAGAGUGGUGGGGGCCAGGAAAGAGGGAUGAGAAGUGGCACAGUCCCCACUCCCCUAGUUGUGGGACUAGGGGCAGCCUGUGAGGUAGCAAUCCAAGAGAUGGAGUAUGACCAUGCUCGCAUCAAGUACCUUUCGGAUCGAUUAAUCAGCAAGCUUCAGUCAGCGUUACCAAUGGUGAUAAGAAAUGGAGAUCCUGAAAAAUCCUACCCAGGUUGUAUCAAUCUUUCUUUUGCUUUUGUGGAGGGAGAGAGUUUAUUGAUGGCUCUCAAGGACAUUGCAUUAUCAUCUGGAAGCGCCUGUACCUCUGCCUCUUUAGAACCAUCAUAUGUGCUGAGAGCAGUUGGAGCAGAUGAAGAUUUGGCACAUUCAUCUAUCAGGUUUGGAAUUGGACGAUUCACAACAGAGGCUGAAGUAGACUACACAGCAGAAAAGUGUAUUGAGCAUGUCACAAGGUUACGAGAAAUGAGUCCUCUGUGGGAGAUGGCUCAGGAAGGCAUUGACCUGAAAACGAUCCAGUGGUCUCAACACUGACUGUGAGAUCCAGUGGUUUCGACACUGACCAUGAGAUUCUCCACUCUAGUGUUUACCGUGUCCAAACUCCACCAUAACAUGAUGUUGCAAUCUGUGCUGAUUUUAGAUUGCAAUUUAAAUGUUGCAGAAAUUUAUUUGAACGAGCUUGUAGCUUGCGAUUAUUUUUCAAUGAGCUUGGUGUACUGAUAAUGAGAACCUGAACAUGUUUUUCUGUAGUGUCUGAUUUUGAAAACCAACUCAUUUUCUAAAAGAUUGUUGAUUUUUUUGUGUAAACCUGUUAGAUUGCUUAAAAGUAUUUCAUAAAAUAUAAUGGAAGCAAUCUUUGUUUUCUCAAAACUUGUUAGUAUUCAAGAUAGCAUGUUUAUUUCCCUUAAUACAUUAAUUUAUUACUAGUUUGGAAAUAAUUUGGAACAACUUCUAUCGAAUUAUUGCAAUCAGUGCAUUGCCCCCAGUAAACACAUUUACAUUUGGUAUUCUUAGGUCACCGAUUUACAAAUUCUGUGUUAUGUGAAUGGAGUUGAUGGUGUGUUGUUCCACAUGUAGAUCAGAAUGUGUUGAUUGUAUUGCUUCUUGUGAUAUUUGAAAUUGGUCAACUUUAGGAAGAACGAAGAAAUGUACCUGUAUGAUUCUAAAUUCAGGACCGUGUGUAAUGUUUGGGAAGAAAGAUUUUUUGUCUGUUAAUGCCAUGCUGUUGAUAUUAUUAUUAAAAUAUUAAAAAAAAAUUGUCACGCAUACAUGUACAUGAAUGUAAAGUCAUUAUUUAUUGUGUGCUGUAUACUGUAAAUCUACUACCAAGUAUUAUAUGCAUCAGUUUUUAGCUCACCUGAGUCGAAGGCUCAAGUGAGCUUUUCUGAUCAAAAUUUGUCUGUUGUCUGUCGUCGUCGGCGUUGUCGUUGUUGUCGUCGUAAACUUUUCACAAUUUCAUCAUCUUCUCCAAAACUACUGGGCCAAUUUCAACCAAACUUGGCACAGAGUAUCUGUGGGUGAAGGGGAUUCAAGUUUGUUCAAAUGAAGGGCCAUGCCCUCUUUCAAGGGGAGAUAAUAAAGAAUUGGUGAAAAAUUAAUAGCAUCUUUUAAAAAUCUUCUUCUCAAAAACCACAGGGCUAGGAAAGAUGAAACUCAUGUGAAAGCAUCCUUUGGUAGUGUAGAUUCAAGUUUGUUCAAAUCAUGACCCCCGGGGGUAGGGUGGGGCCACAAUGGAGGAUCAAAGUUUUACAUAGAAAUAUAUAGGAAAAACCUUUAAAAAUCUUCUUCUCAAGAACAGCAAAGCCAUGAUGAGUUAUAUUUAUAUGGAAGCAUCUUCAGGUAGUGUAAAUUCAAGUUUGUUCAAAUCAUGACCCCCGGAGGUAGGGCGGGGCCACAAUGGAGGAUCAAAGUUUUACAUAGAAAUAUAUAGGAAAAACCUUUAAAAAUCUUCUUCUCAAGAAUAGCCAAGCCAUGAUGAGUCAUAUUUAUAUGGAAGCAUCCUCAGGUAGUGCAAAUUCUAGUUUAUUCAAAUCAUGACCCCCGGGGGUAGGGCGGGGCCACAAUGGAGGAUCAAAGUUUUACAUAGAAAUAUAUAGGGAAAACCUUUAGAAAUCUUCUCAAGAACAGCAAAGCCAUGAUGAGUCAUAUUUAUAUGGAAGCAUCCUCAGGUAGUGUCAAUUCUAGUUCGUUAAAAUGAUGACCCCCGGGGGUAGGGCGGGGCCACAAUGGUGGAUCAAAAUUUUACAUAGAAAUAUAUAGGAAAAACCUUUAGAAAUCUUUUCUCAAGAACAGCAAAGCCAUGACGAGUCAUAUUUAUAUAGAAGCAUCCGCAGGUAGUGUCAAUUCUAGUUCGUUAAAAUGAUGACCCCCGGGGGUAGGGCGGGGCAACAAUGGUGGAUCAAAAUUUUACAUAGAAAUAUAUAGGAAAAAUCUUCUUCUCAGGAACAGCAAAGCCAUGAUGAGUCAUAUUUAUAUGGAAGCAUCCGCAUGUUGGGUAGAUUCUGUUUUGCUCAAAUCAUGACACCCGGGGGUAGGGUGCGGCCACAAAUGAGGAUUAAAUAGAAAUAUAUAGGAAAAUAUCUUCUUCUGAAGAACCGCAAUGCCAUGAUUAGUCAUUUUGAUAUGGAAGCAUCCUCAGGUAGUGUAGAUUGAAGUUUGUUAAAAUGGUGACCUCCAGGGAUAGGGUCGGGCCACAAUGCGGGGUCAAAAAUUUUACAUAAGAACAUAUAGAAAAAAUAUUUCUUCUCAAGAACGGAAAAGCUAUGUUUAGUCAUAUUGAUAUGGAAGCAUCCUCAGGUAGUGUAGAUUCAAGUUUGUUCAAAUGAUGACCCCUGGGAUAGGGAGGAGCCACAAUGGGGGAUCAAAUUUUUACAAAGGAAUAUAUGGGAAUUUUUUUUAAAAUCUCAAGUACAACAAAGCCAUUAGUUUUGCCAAGCCAAUGUGCUCAGGUGAGCGAUGUGGCCCAUGUGCCUCUUGUUUAAUUCUUGGAUCACUAAUAAAAAACUGGUAAUACAUGUAUUUAGUUUCAGGUUUCUUGUUUCAUAAACCUUUUAAAGUCCUUGACUGUAUGCAAAUCUCUCAGAUAUUUAUAGCAUGCAUUUAAAAGUUGGUUUACAUUAAGUGUGAAAGUUCUACAAAGAUCAGGGAAGGCUCAUUCUCUCAGUUGGAGAUACAUGUAAAAUUAAGUCCUACUGAUAUUGUAGAGGAAUGAUCCGCUUAGUGGAAAACAAAAUCCAGAUUUGAGUUCGUCAAAAUUGUCUGUUAUUAUUAAACACAUCUUUGAGCUGUAUUGCUGUGAUAUUUAGCUUUGUUUGGUUUUACAUGCAUAUGCACCCCAAAAUAAUAAAUGUGCAAACAGUU